Culicoides brevitarsis is the source of this 1391-nucleotide messenger RNA. It is a transcript of the gene Ost48, whose product is annotated as dolichyl-diphosphooligosaccharide--protein glycosyltransferase 48 kDa subunit. Bases 12 to 1391 code for a protein of 459 amino acids. Gene Ontology annotation, cellular component: endoplasmic reticulum membrane; oligosaccharyltransferase complex. Lineage: Eukaryota; Metazoa; Arthropoda; Insecta; Diptera; Ceratopogonidae. The record is from RefSeq and is a predicted model, not a curated record. The transcript has 2 exons.
GACGUUUUAAAAUGUUGACGUUUCCAAUUUCGUACAAAAAUCAAAAAGACACGUCAACUCGUCGCAUCAUGAAGGGAUUUUUCUGUCUAUUUUUCGCAAUUUUUGUGUGUUUUUCCCAAGCAUGGGCCACGCAAGACACUCUCGUGCUCCUCGAUAAUCUCGCCAUCAAAGAGACUCAUUCGAUUUUCUUCAAAAACUUGCAAGAACGUGGCUACAAAUUGACUUACAAACUCGCUGACGAUGCCAAUUUAGUUCUUUCCAAAUACGGGGAAUAUUUGUACAAAAAUCUGAUCGUUUUUGCUCCGAGCGUUGAGGAAUUCGGCGGCGCCUUAUCCGUGGAAGCCAUCACGGAUUUCAUCGAUAAUGGCGGAAAUGUUCUCGUUGCUGGCAGCACAAGUACCGGCAAUGCCUUGCGUGAAUUGGCGUCGGAAUGUGGCUUCGAAUUGGACGAAGAGAAUGCCGCGGUAAUCGAUCAUCUCAAUUAUGACGUCAGCGAUGCCGGAGAUCACACGAAAAUCGUUGCGGAAAGUUCGAGUUUGAUAGAUUCGCAAAUAAUUGUCGGCGAUCGCACCAAAGUUGACCCUUUGUUGUAUCGCGGCACCGGAAUUUUAGCUGAUAAGGAAAAUCCGUUGAUUUUGCAAGUUCUUACGGCUGAAAGUACCGCUUAUAGUUACGUACCUGAUGCUCCGAUCAAAGAAUAUCCGCAUGCAGUUGGCAAAGGAACACUUUUGAUUGCCGCCCUUCAAGCCCGGAACAAUGCUCGUGUCGUUUUUUCGGGUUCCCUCUACUUUUUCAGUGACGAAGCCUUCACAUCUGCCGUCCGUAAAGCCACAACUUUGACAAAUCACAAGCAAUCCGGUAACUUGGCAGUCUCUGUGGCCCUCAGCAAAUGGGUUUUCGGCGAAACAGGUCAUAUUCGCGUCGCAUCCGUCGAACAUCACAAGGAAGGAGAGAAAAAACCACCAGCGGCAUACACCAUCAUGGAACCCGUUGUCUAUACAAUCGCCAUCGAAAUCUUGGAAAACGGAAAAUGGAAGCCAUUCGAGGCGAAAGACAUCCAACUUGAGUUCGUCCGCAUCGAUCCCUUCGUUCGCACAACCCUCAAAUCCGUUGGCGGCGGAAAAUAUCAAGCAAAAUUCAAAAUUCCCGAUGUUUACGGCGUUUAUCAGUUCAAAGUGUUGUACGAACGCAUGGGUUUGAGUUACUUGUACAGCACGACGCAAGUUUCGGUGCGUCCCUUGGAACAUACGCAAUACGAGAGAUUCAUUCCGAGCGCUUAUCCGUACUACGUGAGUGCAUUUUCGAUGAUGCUCGGCGUCUUUUUGUUCUCAUUUGUCUUCUUGCACUUCAAAGAGGAACCGGCAAAAGUCGAUUCAAAGAAAACUAACUAA